AUGAUGAUCAGCAAGACGAUCUAUGCAUUGUGUGCGGCAGCUGUGGCGUUCUCUGGUGGUACAGUGGAUGCGACGACGGAGGUGGCGGAGACGUUUGGCUGGCUAUUGCCGAAGAGCCACAACACUGACGGUGGCUACGGAGGUGCUAGUGUCGGCACAAACGGAUAUGAAGGCGCGUCCGCGGGGAUAAGUGGAUAUGGCGGACUGUCUUUUCUAAAGGCACUUGGCGGUCUCAAGGCUGGUGCUGGUGGCUACGGCGCUACGGGCGUGGAUCUCAACGCAAAUGCUGGUCUCGGUGCACUUGGUUACGGCAAUGCCAACGCCGGCACCGGUCUCGAUGCUCGUGCCGGCAUCAACGCGAACGCAGGCCUCAAGGCGAAUGCUGGACUUCAGGCUGGUGCUGGUCUCAAUACCGGAGCGGGUCUUGACGCCAAUGCAGGUUUGAAAGCGAACGCCGGACUCAACGCUGGUGCUGGACUUAAUGCUGGUGCCGGUCUCAACGUUGGUGCUGGCCUCAGCGCUGGUGUGGGUCUUAACGCCAAUGCAGGAUUGAAAGCGGACGCCGGACUCAACGCUGGUGCCGGACUCAACGCUGGUGCCGGACUCAAUGCUGGUGCGGGUCUUAACGCCAAUGCAGAAUUGAAAGCGAACGCCGGACUCAGCGCUGGUGCCGGUCUAAAGGCUGGUGCCGGCCUCAAUGCUGGUGCCGGACUCAACGCUGGUGCCGGCCUCAAUGCUGGUGCCGGUCUCAACGUUGGUGCUGGCCUCAGCGCUGGUGUGGGUCUUAACGCCAAUGCAGGAUUGAAAGCGAACGCCGGAGUCAACGCUGGUGCCGGACUCAACGCUGGUGCCGGACUCAACGCUGGUGCCGGACUCAACGCUGGUGCCGGACUCAACGCUGGUGCCGGCCUCAAUGCUGGUGCCGGUCUCAAGGUUGGUGCAGGUCUCAAUGCUGGUGCCGGUCUCAACGUUGGUGCUGGUCUCAAUACCGGUGCGAGGUUUAGCGCCAAUGCAGGAUUGAAAGCGAGCGCCGGGCUCAACGCUGGUGCCGGCCUCAAUGCUGGUGCCGGUCUCAAGGUUGGUGCUGGUCUCAAUGCUGGUGCCGGUCUCAACGUUGGUGCUGGCCUCAACACCGGUGCGGGUCUUAACGCCAAUGCAGGAUUGAAAGCAAAUGCCGGACUCAACGCUGGUGCCGGUCUCAAGGUUGGUGCCGGACUCAACGUUGGUGCUGGCCUCACCGCCGGUACGGGUCUUAACGCCAAUGCAGGAUUGAAAGCGAACGCCGGACUCAACGCUGGUGCCGGACUCAACGCUGGUGCCGGACUCAACGCUGGUGCCGGCCUCAAUGCUGGUGGCGGUCUCAACGUUGGUGCUGGCCUCAACGCCGGUGCGGGUCUUAACGCCAAUGCAGGAUUGAAAGCGAAUGCCGGAGUCAACGCUGGUGCCGGAGUCAACGCUGGUGCCGGCCUCAAUGCUGGUGCCGGUCUCAAGGUUGGUGCAGGUCUCAAUGCUGGUGCCGGUCUCAACGUUGGUGCUGGUCUCAAUACCGGUGCGAGGUUUAACGCCAAUGCAGGAUUGAAAGCGAGCGCCGGACUCAACGCUGGUGCCGGCCUCAAUGCUGGUGCCGGUCUCAAGGUUGGUGCUGGUCUCAAUGCUGGUGCCGGUCUCAACGUUGGUGCUGGCCUCAACGCCGGUGCGGGCCUUAACGCCAAUGCAGGAUUGAAAGCAAAUGACGGACUCAACGCUGGUGCCGGUCUCAAGGUUGGUGCUGGUCUCAAUGCUGGUGCCGGACUCAACGCUGGUCCCUGCCUCAACGUUAAUGCCGGCCUCAGUGCUGGUGCCGGUCUCAACGCUGGUGCUAGUUUGAAUACUGGUGCCGGCACAAGUGUGAAGAAGGGCACCAACACGGACAGCUACUCGAAGGGAACGAGUGCCAUCGCUUCGUUAGCCCCAGAGAAGACAGCUAACCAAGCUUCUCAGAUGGCUACUCAGACGUCCACGAAGCCCAGCACUUACCGCCACCUGCGCGCGUAAACUCGGAAUGAUGGUCAUCCUUUCCAAGUCAGAAGAACGCCAUCCCAUUACACUCGUCCGAUGUGUCGAGACAUUUACCGCUCCGUGCGAUACCAGUCCAAUGAAUGCUUUGUAGUAGUCGUCAUUUACGACUUUGAAUGCUUUGUGAGUUCAUGACGCCUUUUGUACGAUCAUUGUUCUUGUCACUAAAUACCAGUCCAAUGAAUGUUUUGUAGUAGUCGUCAUUUACGAUUUUAAAUGCUAUGUGAGUUCAUUACACCUUUA
Phytophthora infestans T30-4 is the source of this 2298-nucleotide messenger RNA. RefSeq lists its product as uncharacterized. The record is from RefSeq and is a predicted model, not a curated record. The transcript has a single exon. The coding region runs from base 1 to 2034 and encodes 677 amino acids. NCBI's taxonomy places the organism in Eukaryota, Oomycota, Peronosporomycetes, Peronosporales, Peronosporaceae.